AUGCCUCAGAUCAAAGUUGGUGACUACCUGUUCCGCCGUCUCCAUGAGCUCGGCAUCCGCUCAGUCUUUGGCGUCCUUACUACCGCCAUGGGCAAAGGUGGUCUUGACGAAGCUAUCUCGCAGUUUGUAGGUGCCUACUCCGGCGCUGGCACUCUGUCCGCCGUCAAAGAGGCGCUUGAAUCUGUUGACAUGGUCAUCUGGAUCGGCAACUAUUCAUCUGACUUCAAUACCGGCGAAUUUACAACUUUUCUAAAUAAGGAUGCCAUUGUGAUUGACCUCCAAUGUUUCUCGGUCUCUGUUGACGUCACUUGGGAUCCAUAUCCAAAGUUCAAUUUCCAGGCUGGUGACGAGCUCAAGCAAGAUUUUCUCUGGGGCGCACUCAGCUCCUUCUUGCGCCCCGGGAAUGUAAUCAUUAGUGAGACCGGUACCUCAGCCUUCGGCCUGUGCGACACCAAGCUCCCUAGCGGAGUAAUGAUAUUCAGCCAGACCGUAUAUGGAAGCAUUGGGUAUGCUACUGGCGCCAUUGUUGGAGUUGGACAAGCUAUCAAGGAAAGCGGAGGGAAGUGGAAGAGGCCUGUCCUCAUCACUGGCGAGGGCUCCAUACACCUCACUAUUCAGGCACUGGCAUAUAUGCUGCGUUAG
Molecule: messenger RNA, 642 nt
Organism: Fusarium musae
Lineage: Eukaryota; Fungi; Ascomycota; Sordariomycetes; Hypocreales; Nectriaceae
Exons: 3
Coding region: 1-642 (213 amino acids)
Molecular function (GO): magnesium ion binding; thiamine pyrophosphate binding; carboxy-lyase activity
Source: RefSeq, a predicted model, not a curated record